Messenger RNA from Haliotis rubra (blacklip abalone), 4594 nucleotides. RefSeq names its product hamartin-like. Gene Ontology annotation, biological process: negative regulation of cell population proliferation; regulation of cell cycle; negative regulation of TOR signaling. The transcript is spliced from 22 exons. The record is from RefSeq and is a predicted model, not a curated record. Lineage: Eukaryota; Metazoa; Mollusca; Gastropoda; Lepetellida; Haliotidae. Gene Ontology annotation, cellular component: TSC1-TSC2 complex. Bases 322 to 4260 code for a protein of 1312 amino acids.
GAUGGCAGGUUUGCACAAACCGCCUACCGCUAGUAUAAGAUAUCCCACUAUAAAACAGAACAAAUUACAGGCGAAACCAAGCUUUGUCAUUUAUUUGGACUAAUGCAAUUUACUACUACCCAGUCUCGUGACUUCGGCUUGAACUACACGCGAGAGGGUCACUUCCGGUGCCAGUACACGAGUGAAAAGAUUAGUGGCACUGAACAGUUUAUUCACACGCGAAUAGUGUUUGUUUUGCAACUUCUGAAGUCUGUUGAUGAUGAUCAGUGGAUGGUCCUGUGAGUAGAAUGAUUGAAGAGGAUAGGUACAGAGCUGACGGUGAUGGCUGCCAGUAUACAGAUCGACCAACCCCAGAACAUCAAUGCGAUGUUCACCCUUCUGGAGUCGUCAGACAUCGACGUGGCUGACGACAUCCGAAGGCUCAUACUUGACAAUCUCACCUCAGGACGGGAGGCAUGGCUGAUCCACACGCUGGUCGACUAUUACUACGUCACACAUUCUGUGAGGAUCGAGGAAAUCCUGGCUGAGGUCCGAGAACCUCAGGAUAAGCCAUUGUUGGACAAGCUACAGGAUGGGCUGAAGAACAAGGAGAAGCUGCAGUCGCUGCAGCUGCUGAUGUACAUUGUCUACAAACAACCCCCCUGGACUCACAAGAUAGUGGCAUCUCCCAUCUUCUCUACAUUGCUCAAGUGUCUCAAGAAUGCUAAUGACAUCCCAGUUGUGAUGACGGCGCUGAUGAUAGUGACGAUGUUGUUGCCGGUUGUCCCGGUCACCAUUGGAUCCCAUCUGCAGGAAAUAUUUGACAUCUUCAUGAGACUCUCGACCUUCAGUAUUAAGAAACCAGCCAACACCCCAGACAUCUUCCUGCUGCACCUCCAGGUGGCGUUGUACAGCAUGCUGCAUCGUCUGUACGGGAUGUACCCGUCCUCCUUCCUCACAUACCUCCACCAGCAGUAUCGGAAGAAGGACAACGCUGCAGUCUUUGAUGAAGUCAUUAUGCCGAUGCUGGAGAGAGUCCGACUCCAUCCAUUCCUUAUUGUGGGGUCCCGAGAACAAGAAACAUCCACAAACAGAUGGAAGCGUAUGGAGACGCAGGACGUGGUUGUGGAGUGUACAAAGAUGUCGCUGGACCACCUGGAGGGGACGUGGGAGCAGCUGCGGUGUCCCAUCUUUGCUCACUCCUACCAGGCCGCCAGGGAUCUAGUCACACAAGCUCAGGAACACCCUCAAGGCCAAGAUGCGUCAUCGUCUCAAGGUAAAAGCUACGACAGUAUUGUGGAGUUCCUGUCAGUCCCCAACCCCGAUGUCUACCUGAAGUACAGCCCGUCAGUGCUCAUCGGACUCUCCACACCCCCACAGUCUCAGAGGAACACGCCCGCCACCAGCUUCCUGGACAUAAGCAGCUCAAGCAUGCCACAUUCAUUGCUAGGAACCUAUGGCAACACACCCAUGCAUACCCCGAUCGACACAACCCCUAGGGAAACGCCCACUAUGGCUGAGGAUGCAGAUAGAGCUCUCAGUAGAAACAGCACCCGCAGUCUGCUUCACAAAAGUGAUCCAAAGCGACAGAGCUUUGGCAGUACAUCCUCUCGAGGACCAUCCAACUUACCUGACCUGAAGAUCACACCCGGGUCCCAGCCCAGCAGUGUCCCUCCCUCGCCUCUCAAACCGGAGUUCACAUCUGAGCCUCCGAAGGGUGCCGUGAAAACAAUGCCAGUGAGGAGGGCAAUACGAGAGCUGCGCUUUGACCGCAUCCCAGAACUCCAGUGUGAUCAGAGAGUGCCCAGUGAUGGGUCCAGUUCAGUGGCCGACGGUGGGUCAAGGUCAGGGCUUGAUGGUGGGUCAAGGACAGUUCAUGAUGGGUCAAGGCCAGUCCACGAUGGGUCAAAGACAGUUCAUGAUGGGUCAAGGACAGUCCACGAUGGGUCAAGGACAGUUCAUGAUGGGUCAAGGACAGUCCACCAUGGGUCAAAGACAGUUCAUGAUGGGUCAAGGACAGUUCACGAUGGGUCAAGGACAGUUCACGAUGGGUCAAGGACAGUUCACGAUGGUGGCCUUCAGGUCAGCGUCGCAAGUGCAAAAGGAGGAACAAAUGUAAUUGAUGGGUUGAAGAGAUGUGAUUCAGCAGUUGAAGCUGUAACGAUUGAUGAGCUGCACCACGUGAUGCAGGAACUCGGGGAAGAUGAAGAUGGAGAAUGUGAUGACCCUGAGAUGGUUGCAAUCAACCAGGAAACCGAUACUACUAAAUCGGAAAGCAGUGAUAGUUACGACGAGGCUUCGUCUUCAUGUCAACAUCUCACAGCGGAAUCUGUGAAACAGUUCAUGACAAAGGUCAACAGAAUUCGCUUUAACAGUCUUUCAAACAAUGGCAAUGGUGAACAAACAUUUGAGAAACGAGGUGUUGUCAGAUCUUCCUCGUGUCCCAUGUUCAAGCAGGAAAAUGGCGUCAUUGAGGAGAACGAACCAGCAUCUCGCUGUGCUUCAACCAGCUUUCAGAGUCACUCCAACACAACAAUAGAUAAAUUACCAAUAGACAACGUAGAGCCUCCUCCCCAUGAACCUGAAAGUGGAGUUAAGCCAGAUGUGCCAAAAUGUGAAGAAAGAGACGUCCCCACAGUUCCAGAAAAAGAACCUGUGGAAAAGCAGUUGCCACUUGUGCUUCAGGAAGAUGGCAACACGUUCAAUAUAAUGAAAGUCUUUCAGACUCUCAUGUCUCCGGUUAGUGUGGUGAUGUGUCAAAAUUGUCGGAAUCAGCUGCUCGUACCUGACAGGAAGCCGUCUGAUGACAAGACAAAACACCAAGGUUGUGAGAUUCCACUGUUCAGCUCUGUGUCCCCGGUGGAGCUGCUGGAACGCCAUCUGAAGAUGGGCAGUGAGCUUCAUGCCAAGGAGCUCACGAGGAUACCACUGACCAGCAAGGACACUGUCCACUGGACUCACUUCGGAGGUGCCCCUCCAGCAGAUGAGGUAAACAUACUCCGGGGUCAAGUAUUGAUGCUAGGCAACCAGGUGCAGUAUGAAAGACACAAGAGGGAUCUUCAUGCCAAGAGGAACCGCAGGCUACUGAGGAAGAUUGCUAAUGCUACUGCCCUGGAGGAACAGAACAAAGCAAAGACGGAGCAGCUGAGGCUGCUGGAGGAGAAGAUCCACAACAUGCAGGUGUCACUGCGCCUUCUGCAGGACGAGAACCAGGAGAUGCGCCAGGCCAAGGAGAGCAACGAGUACGAGAAGCUUGUGCAGUUCAGAGUGACGAUGCAAGCGAACAGUGACUUUGAGAUGUCGAACACCGAGCUGAAGAGUCUACUUAUCACACAGAGGGAAGACCACGAUAAGCUCAAGAAGGCAUUGCAGGAGACUGAGCAUCGUCUGUUUGACAAGGAGAAACAGCUGGAGAUGAUGACUGAAGCUGUCAGUAGAACCAACAAGCUGAAGGAGCACGUAUUUACGCAGCAGAAGGAGAUCUUGCUGUUGGGGGAGUUGCAGCACAAGUACCAGGAGAAGAUUGACCUCCUCAAACGCCAACAGCACACACAUCCCCAACAUGAUCAUGUCGUCAUGGCAAUGAAGGCUGAGGUGAAAUCUCUGAAGUCUCAGCUGUCCCGGCAGACGGUGCUGCUAGACACAAGUCAGCGCAAGCUGUCCGAGUGUGAGGAGACGCUGAAAGACAAGGAAAUAGCACUGGGUGAAAUGAAGACAAAGUUAGAGGCAGUCAAGGCAAUUCAUGGAAAUGAAUUAAAGGCUGUGGAGGAGAAGUACAGGUUGUCCAUGCGCAUCAACCAGGAGUACGAGGGCAAGGUGCUGGACAUGUUCACACUCACUGACCAGCUCAACCAACAACUCCGCAUCCUCAGACAAGCUAAAGCUUCCAGAAGAGCACCUCGAAACCAAACAGAAGACCAGUCGACUAUCAGUAGAGCACGCUCCGUACCCCCAGACAGCGACAAGUCAGCAUCAGUGACGGAGUGUGUGGGAGGGCAGUGUGAAUCUCCAAAGCAGCAGGACAGUUCGGAUACAUGUAGUGCUAUGGCAUCAGAAACAGCAGCUCAAGGUACAUCCAAGCUUGCCGAAGAUGCCAAGUUCGAAGAUGGCAAACAUCUUUCCAAGAGUUUUGACUCAAUGUCCAUUACUUCCCAGGACGGUGCCAGUCCUUUAGGGUAUGAUGCCAAGACUAAGUCAACAGACAGCGAAGACAUCCAGUCUUUGUCAUCUCGGAGCACACGAACAAUGGACAGUGGAGUCUGGGAAAAAUCGACAAAAUGACGUCUCUGUGUCGGAUAUGAAAUACCAAAUUUGUACUUUGUUGCCAAGUGGUCAUCAUUCAUGCUGCAGCUUAUCUGCUCAUUUGUCAACUUUCAGCUGUUACAGUGCCACUUCAUCAAGGGAGACAACCCAUCUGCUUUGAUUAUAGUCUUUACAGCACUGUUGACAUUGUUGAGUGAAAUACAGCAUGAAAAUGCAGAUAAUUCUUGCAGAAAAGAAUUAUAUCAUGUCCGUCUGCACCUGUUUGAUGUGAGUUAUCUCCCUUUGCUAAGGGAGACAAUCCUGAUUUUGUGUUCUUGUUUGCCAAUGUUGAGUAUAUCAUGAUUUGUACUUA